Molecule: messenger RNA, 978 nt
Organism: Aspergillus nomiae NRRL 13137
Lineage: Eukaryota; Fungi; Ascomycota; Eurotiomycetes; Eurotiales; Aspergillaceae
Product: serine hydrolase domain-containing protein
Exons: 7
Coding region: 1-978 (325 amino acids)
Source: RefSeq, a predicted model, not a curated record
AUGCCGUCGUUCGAAGAAACCGUUAAUUCGCUCCGCCAUCAAUCGGGGGAGGACAAGCAGCCCCUCCCACGGGUUACGUUGGGUGCCAUUAACAGAGAUGGCUCCUUUCACUACGCGAAGGCGUUUGGGGAAGACUCUACCGAUACACCGAACACUGAUGCCGUACAUUGGAUCGCGUCUUGCACAAAGUUUCUGACCACUGUUGCUGUGAUGCAGCACAUGUUGACUCACUCUAGUGGCAUGGCAUAUGUAUUCAUGCACCCGCUCCUGGCUCGCUACCAAGAGCUGCAGGGCGAACGGCCACUUAUCCAGCAAACUGUGAAAGAGUCCUAUCACCCUUUCCUGUUGUUCGAACCUGGCGAGCGCUGGCUGUACUCGCCAAGCGUCGACUGGGCAGGGGUCGCGGUCGAGCGGGUCACUUCCAUGAAGCUUGGGGAUUACAUGAAGCACCAUAUAUUUGACAUCGUUUCCGCCAAAGACGUUACCUUUCAUCUUGACCAACGAGAGGACCUUCGCGCGCGGAAGGCUAAGAACUGGGAAAGAGUAGGCCAGAGGCUGGAAGAGGAAAGGAGCCCAGUAUGGCCCGACCCAAUUGCAGAGGACCAAGGCAUUCUCACCGGGAAGCUGCUCCGGCCUGAAACUAUCAAGCUCAUGUUCCAGCCCCAUUUGGGAAGUAACAGUGGCCUUGACAAACCAGAUGAGUAUCCAUUGCCGGUGCAAAAUGCAAUCUGGAAUGCUGUGCCGCAUGACGUGCCUGUCAGCUUUGGGCUAGGUGGUCUUGUUAACACCGCUGCAGUUCCUGAGCAACGUGGGCUGCACUCACUCACCUGGUCCGGUAUACCGAAUUGCUAUUGGUGGAUCGACAUUAACAAUGGCGUCGCUGGUAUAUAUCUCUCUCAGCUUGUACCGAUGGGGGAUCAGAAGUCUGUGGAGCUGCUUACAGAGUUCGAAAAGUUUGUGUACUCGUCGUUGAACUAA